GCGGGGACCAUGAAGCCCACAGCGCGGGAAGAAGCAAGUGGAGAGGCAGCGCUUAGCUUCGCCCGGCCCCGGUAGAGCCCGCGCGCUUGACUAUGGCUGGGGGAAGGCGAGGGCUGGUGGCUCCCCAGAAUACCUUCCUGGAGAAUAUCGUGCGGAGGUCCAACGAUACAAAUUUUGUCCUGGGCAAUGCCCAGAUAGUGGAUUGGCCCAUUGUGUACAGCAACGAUGGAUUUUGCAAGCUCUCAGGAUACCACAGAGCAGAAGUGAUGCAGAAAAGCAGCACUUGCAGUUUUAUGUAUGGGGAGUUGACAGACAAAGACACAAUAGAUAAAGUCCGGCAAACAUUUGAGAACUACGAGAUGAACUCCUUUGAAAUCUUGAUGUACAAGAAGAACAGGACUCCUGUUUGGUUCUUUGUGAAAAUUGCUCCAAUUCGAAAUGAACAGGACAAAGUUGUUUUGUUUCUUUGCACUUUCAGUGACAUAACAGCUUUCAAGCAGCCUAUUGAGGAUGACUCAUGCAAAGGCUGGGGAAAGUUUGCACGCUUAACACGUGCUCUCACAAGCAGUCGGGGAGUUCUGCAGCAGCUGGCUCCAAGCGUGCAGAAGGGAGAAAAUGUUCACAAGCAUUCCCGGCUCGCUGAGGUCCUGCAGCUGGGCUCUGAAAUCCUUCCACAGUACAAGCAAGAGGCACCAAAGACCCCACCACAUAUCAUUUUACAUUAUUGUGUUUUUAAGACUACUUGGGAUUGGGUCAUCCUGAUUUUAACCUUCUAUACUGCUAUUUUGGUUCCUUACAACGUCUCAUUUAAAACCAAGCAAAACAACGUGGCCUGGCUGGUAGUGGACAGCAUUGUGGAUGUCAUUUUUCUAGUGGACAUUGUGCUAAAUUUCCACACCACAUUUGUUGGGCCGGCUGGAGAGGUGAUCUCCGACCCAAAACUGAUCCGCAUGAAUUACUUGAAGACCUGGUUUGUAAUUGAUCUUCUGUCUUGUUUGCCAUACGAUGUGAUCAAUGCAUUUGAGAAUGUCGAUGAGGGCAUCAGUAGUCUGUUCAGCUCACUUAAAGUAGUGAGGCUUCUUCGUCUGGGUCGUGUGGCUCGAAAACUGGACCAUUAUAUUGAGUAUGGAGCAGCUGUCCUGGUUUUGUUGGUAUGUGUUUUUGGUCUUGCAGCCCACUGGUUGGCCUGCAUUUGGUACAGCAUCGGGGACUACGAAGUUAUCAAUGAGGAUAAGAACACAAUAAGGAAUGAAAGUUGGCUCUACCAGCUAGGGGAAUCUAUAGGAUCACCUUAUCAAUUAAAUACAACAACUGGGAAAUGGGAAGGAGGACCAAGCAAGGAUUCUGUCUAUAUCUCUUCAUUAUACUUUACAAUGACAAGCCUCACGAGUGUUGGAUUUGGGAACAUUGCACCGACUACUGAUGGAGAGAAGAUCUUUGCAGUUGCUAUGAUGAUGAUUGGCUCUUUGUUAUAUGCAACAAUUUUUGGUAAUGUGACAACGAUCUUCCAGCAAAUGUACGCUAACACAAAUAGAUACCAUGAGAUGCUGAACAGUGUCCGCGACUUCCUGAAGCUCUACCAAGUGCCCAAAGGCUUAAGUGAACGUGUAAUGGACUAUAUUGUUUCUACCUGGUCAAUGUCCAGGGGCAUUGAUACAGAGAAGGUUUUACAGAUUUGUCCAAAGGAUAUGCGAGCAGACAUCUGUGUUCACCUGAAUCGGAAAGUUUUCAAAGAGCACCCUGCGUUCAGACUGGCUAGCGACGGGUGUCUGCGGGCGCUGGCAAUGGAAUUUCAGACGGUGCAUUGUGCUCCCGGGGAUCUCAUUUACCAUGCUGGGGAAAGUGUGGACAAUCUUUGCUUUGUGGUUUCAGGGUCCUUGGAAGUCAUUCAGGACGAUGAAGUCGUUGCAAUUUUGGGCAAAGGAGAUGUUUUCGGGGAUGUCUUCUGGAAGGAAACAACUCUAGCCCAGUCUUGUGCUAACGUAAGGGCUUUAACCUACUGUGACCUUCAUGUGAUUAAAAGGGAUGCCUUACAGAAAGUGCUGGAGUUCUAUACAGCCUUUUCACAUUCUUUCUCCAGGAACCUCAUCUUGACCUACAACCUGCGGAAAAGGAUAGUAUUCCGAAAAAUAAGUGAUGUCAAGCGAGAAGAAGAAGAGAGGAUGAAAAGGAAGAACGAGGCGCCAUUAGUCCUGCCUCCUGAUCAUCCAGUCCGUCGGCUUUUUCAAAGAUUCAGACAGCAGAAGGAAGCACGACUCGCUGCAGAGAGAGGCAGAGAAGAACUUGAUGUUGAAAAAGGCAACAUUUUGGGAGAUCAUCUUUCACGCACUGUUGUUAAAGCCAGUGUUGUAACUGUCAGGGAAAGCCCUGCCACACCUAUUGCCUAUCAGUCAGCCUCAACAUCUGGUGUAUCGGACCAGGCCAAGCUACAAGCUCCUGCUUCAGACUAUGUGGCAGGGAAAGUGGCAGGUGACUACCCAAAGCGGAAAGGCUGGGCAAAAUUCAAAGAUGCCUGUGCAAAGGGAGAUGACUGGAACAAAGUUUCCAAAGCAGAGUCCAUGGAAACAUUGCCAGAGAGAACCAAAACAGCUGGCGAAGCCACUCUGAAGAAGACAGACUCUUGUGACAGUGGCAUCACCAAAAGUGACCUGCGCUUGGACAAUGUAGGGGAGACAAGAAGUCCUCAGGACCGCAGUCCUGUCCUGGCAGAAGUCAAGCACUCUUUCUACCCAAUCCCUGAACAGACACUUCAAGCAACAAUGUUGGAAGUGAAACAUGAGCUGAAAGAGGAUAUCAAAGCUUUAAACACAAAAAUGACCAAUAUAGAAAAACAGCUUGCUGAGAUACUAAGGAUAUUAGCCUCUAGAAGAAGUUCUCAGACGCCACAGGAGUUGUGUGAAAUAUCGAGACCACAGUCUCCAGAAUCAGAGAAAGACAUUUUUGGAGCUAGCUGAGGUGGUUCUUUAAAAGAGAAAGGAAUCUUGAAUAUCUCCACAAAUACCCACUUAACACUUUUUUUUAAAAAAAGAGCAAAACAUUUACUCUCUUUUUCUUGAACACCGUUUGAGGGGCCUACCUGUUAACCACGUCCCUUUUAUCUAAAUGGUACAAUAACAAGAGUUGCAACCUCAUGUCAAGAUGGCAGCUGACUCUGAAGUCUUUUUGACAGCAAGGGUACAGUUUAUAAUGUUUCCCUCCCUACUUCUUAGUUAGUGCAUCCUUUUCAACUUAAAAAGAUGGGAAAAUACAAACAUUUACAGAAAAUAAAAGUCCAGACAUUAG
Pogona vitticeps (central bearded dragon) is the source of this 3282-nucleotide messenger RNA. It is a transcript of the gene KCNH1, whose product is annotated as potassium voltage-gated channel subfamily H member 1. Gene Ontology annotation, biological process: regulation of membrane potential; potassium ion transmembrane transport. Gene Ontology annotation, molecular function: delayed rectifier potassium channel activity. The record is from RefSeq and is a predicted model, not a curated record. Gene Ontology annotation, cellular component: plasma membrane; voltage-gated potassium channel complex. NCBI's taxonomy places the organism in Eukaryota, Metazoa, Chordata, Lepidosauria, Squamata, Agamidae.